Messenger RNA from Symbiodinium sp. CCMP2592, 2865 nucleotides. The record is from the annotation of a GenBank genome assembly. NCBI's taxonomy places the organism in Eukaryota, Dinophyceae, Suessiales, Symbiodiniaceae.
AUGGACAAGCUGCUGCCAGGAUAUGCUCCACCGCAGUCAAAGCCCCGGUAUUUCUUCCUCUACAAACAGGGUCUCCCUGUAUUGCCCUCCGUCGACUACGAAUCGAUCCAGUCAGACCCCGGGCACGACGACGUCGAUCUGGGGAGUGCCAUCUGCACACCCCCUGCACACUACAGUAGCGCGCACAGCAUACGAUUUAUCGAGGUCGUGUAUGUACUCUGCAACAGCUUUGCAAAGGCUAUCGGGGCCAUCGACCCGGUGCAACACUUGAGGAUACUCCACGACCAAUGGGCAGUUGACCUGCUGCACAUCUACCAAAAGCCGCACAACUCUCAUCCACUUGCACUGCAAUCCUCCAAAACCAUUCGCUUAGCUGUCUGGGAGUGCAUUGGUAAGAUCCUGGCGGCUCUGCCUGCCCGCAACACAGUGAUCAUGCUUGGAGAUUUUAAUACUCAGAUCAAGCCGUGUGCCGCAGCCGGCACCAGGAUCUGUUCAGGCACCAGCACGGGCACACAUCCGCCUGAUCAGGCACGGUUGCAGCAUCUUGUUGAGGACUUCUCCCUCCUACACCUUAACUCAUGGUGCAAGGCGGCUGGCCCCACGUACCAUCACAACAAAGGUGCUAGCCUCAUUGAUCAUAUCAUCAUGCGUUCCAGCCAAGCAGAUGAUCGUGCUAGGCAGGCGAGACCUCUCCGCCUGGGACUGGCUGCCUGGAGACUUGGUGGAUAUCACCUACCACUGAAGGCCAGCGUCCCGCUUCAGCGCUUCCACACUCUUAACAAACCGGUGGCACCACAACGAGCAUGGGACCAUUGGGGCCUGAUUCAGGUUUGCCGCUCUACCUGGGAUCCGCGGGUUCAAAGUCUGCGUUCUGCUGUUCAGGCGUCCCUGCCUGGGGUCAAUGACCUUGGGCAAUUGCAUGACACUCUGAUCCACUGUGCAUCCCAAUUUUUCCCGCCGCCCGCAGGACAGCAUCGGCUGGCACUAUGGCAAACACCGCCUAUGCAGGAUGGUAUUCGCUCCAUGUGGCAGGCCUACCGAGUCUGGAAGACAGCCAAAGCUCAAGAUCAGCACAAUCCGCUUUAUGUCUCCAGGUGCUAUCAUCACUUCAAGACGGCACACAAGGCCUUUCGUCGUGCCGGGAAAGAAGCCAAGAAGCACUGGUUCCAUGGCAGGCUCCAGGAACUACAGGCUGCUGCCAGUUCAGGUGACUCCCGCAAGCUUUAUGCUGGCAUUCGCACACUAGCUCCCAAAUCCUCCAAGCCGAAGGUUCAAUUGCGAGAUUCUGGUGGACAUCUGCAAGACCCCAAGACCCAGCUUAAACAGCUGGAAACGCACUAUCGCAAAUUAUAUGCUGCAGACGAGGACACCAGCAUCCAGGGCCCCCAGCGGACGCCCAUUCACAUUGAAGUCACGGAGGCAGAAAUGUUCCUUGCGGAUCAGGCACAAUUUGCAUAUUUGCCAGGUGCACAACUAUCGCUGGACCUGUCCAGUGCUUUUGACCUCAUGGACUGGCGCCUGCUGGACAAGGCUUUACUUGCGUCCGAAGUUCCGGCUGAGCUAAGACACCAAAUCAUGUCCUGGCACUCUGAAAUCUCCUAUGUCCUUACCCACCUUGGACACACUGCCAAGGUGGAGGCCCAAAGAGGACUUAGACAAGGGUGUAAACUGGCUCCGUUGCUCUGGACCCUAGCCCUGGCACAGAUAUAUCGUGAGCUUCUUGCCGAGGGGGACCCGCUCCUCACAGCACCUUGGCUAGAGCAAAGCUCCACGAUUUAUGCAGAUGAUAUACACCUCAAGGAUACUGUGCAGACCACUCGUGAGCUGGACGACAUGGUGUAUCGCUUUAGUAAGAUCCUCGAUGCUCUUGCCGCCCAUGGUAUGGUCAUCAACUCGGCCAAAUCAGCAUUGCUACUGAGACACAAGGGCAGUUUCAUCAGAGGCUGGCUGCGCCGACACCUCAUACCCAAACCCGAGGGGGAUCUACUCCGCUUUCGCAGCCCCCUGGGAACGGUGUAUGAAAUUCCGUUGCGUGACCAUCACACGUACUUAGGCAUACGCAUCUCAUAUCAUUCACAGGCCAAACAAGCAGUCACCUAUCGGCUACAGGCUGCGAACCAGGCCUGGCAAAGACUCCGUGGUGUACUGUGCUCCACCAGGCAUCUUGCUCAGACACAUCGUCUCAGUCUAUGGAAAUCCACAGUGCUUCCCACGCUGCUCUAUGGCAUCGCGGCAUCCAACCCAGGUGCCAAGGACAUCCAGCGUAUGCAGCACAUGAUGACCAAGCAGGUUCGAGCCAUCACCCGAUCCUUUGCACAUCUUCAGAAAGAAUCCACACAGGACCUUUUGCACAGAUGCUCCCUGUCCACCAUCUUGGAGUGGAAUCAGCUCGAGACACUGCCGCUACACUCCACCUUCAAGUGCAACGUCAAUGGCAGGUACCUCUUGGGGACACAGAAGGCAUCACUGACCCUGCCGUACACCAGUGCCAGGAAUGUCAUCGGGUCUUUACCUCCUUUCGGCUCCUCCGCUCCCACGAGGCUAAGUGGCAUGGACUCAAAACACCUGCUGCUGUCCCGGUGCCUUUUGACAGGUAUGCACAUGGAACAGAAGGACUUCCAACGUGCAGACACUGUGCCCAUCCCUUCCGACAAUGGGACGGACCUCUCUCAGGGGACCUACAUCCUGUCAGACGAUCAGGCUGCUAUGACAGCUCCACUACGCCGAGCCAUGAGGCUGUUCCUCUUCAUCAACAAUCUCAUGUUCUUGAGACACUACGUGCACGCAGGUGGACUGACCUCCUUGAGAAACCGGAGAUCUACUCGUAUCUCCAGCACCACUGCCCGCUGUGUUACCAGUGGCUAG